Messenger RNA from Volvox carteri f. nagariensis, 2295 nucleotides. RefSeq lists its product as uncharacterized. The transcript has 5 exons. The record is from RefSeq and is a predicted model, not a curated record. Bases 1 to 2295 code for a protein of 764 amino acids. Lineage: Eukaryota; Viridiplantae; Chlorophyta; Chlorophyceae; Chlamydomonadales; Volvocaceae.
AUGUGGCAUUGCUGUAGGGGCGUCCAAGUUUCCGGCUGCAAUGGCCAGUUGGCCCUAUCCAUCUGGCCUCGGCCCCACUUUCGUGCAUUCCUAGAGACCGUCCGGCGACUUUUCCGCCUCACCUUAUGGAGCAGUUGUGACCGUACGUGGACUGAGGCGGCGUUGCUAGCGCUGGAUCCCUGCCAGCAGCUGCUGCCGCGAAGACUGCUCUCCCCCGGGACUCAUCCGGAGGGCGCCUUGGCGGCGGCCCUAAGUGGCGGCGGCGAUGGGGCCAUAAACCAGCUGGCCAGCGUGAUCAUCAUUUGCCAGGAUCGCCGCAGCUUUGACGCCUUGUCGGGGAACGCCAUUGAAGUGGAGCCAUACACCGCAUCGUACGGCAGGCAUUACGAUGAUGUACUGCUCCGGGUUGCUGCUCUCCUCGUACGGCAUCUGGCGGACGACGGCCCGGCGCCCUCUUCGUCGACGCCGCGAUCAUGCACUCCUUCCGUACCGGAGGAGCUCAGGAGGCUCGGUCUACAUGCCGUACGAAUGAGUUCGUGCUUAUACUCCAACAUGAUGCCUACCGUGGCUGUGAAUGUACGGCACAUGUUUUUUCCGGCGGUCGAGGCCGCCCCCCUGGAGCUCCCGGAAGACUGCGGACGGGGCGGCUGUGUCCCGGCCCAGCAGCAGCAGCACCAGCAGCACCAGCAGCAUUACCAUCCUGACCACUAUCGUCAGCAGCAGCAGCAGCAACAGGAGGAGGAGGAAGAACCGGAUCACAUGGACUGUUUCCAGCACCUGCAGUUCCUGGAUCUGGAUCUGGAUCUGGGGCAACUCCCGAGUAACGAAUGCAGCUGCUGUAGCAGCAAUGGAGGGGAGGGAGGCGCUGAGCCGCACGCUUCCUCGGGCUCCGAAACGCGCAUAGGACAUUACAACUUGUCAACAGCCCCAACGGCGGCUCAACAGCAGCAGCAGCUGGUUCCGAAGCUGACUCUGGUCGGGUGUUCACAGGCCCCCCAGGACGGGGCGGGGGGGAGCUACCUACUUAGCGACGACAUUAGCAUUGCGAGCCCUCCCCCAACGCUGGGUUCCUCCUCCUCCUCGUCCUCCCUGGGGUUGAGCUGCGGCUCCGGAGACGUCAUGUACGGCACGAGUCAUCUAACCAGCACCACCGCGAUUAGUAUUCCCAACAUUGAAGGCCUGCCGAAAAUCCUUGCAAUAACAGCAACAACAGCAACGACAGCAGUAGCAUCAACAGCAGGACCUACCUGCGGCGCAGGCUAUAGCGCUGAAGCCGCUACUGCUGCUGCCUCCGCAUUGGCGACGCCCGCCCCGCUGUCACCUGGCUCCCCCUCGCCUCCUUCUCCCCAUCCCCUGACUGCUUCCGACCGGCCGUUGGAGGCGGUGUGUCCCCCCUCCUCACCCUGCCAGGUCCAUCAUUCCGCCCGAGGUGUGAUGGUGGGUCCAUCUGGAGGUCAGAUCCCGGUCUAUCAGCGGCGCGGGGACCUCCAACUGGGCGGAAACACGGGCCGGACUGGGCAACCUUGGGGGGCUGAUGGUGGGUCCAACUGGUGGCCUUUUCAGUGCAAGGUGCUGAAGGGCGCCACAUCCACUUCCACAGCGGUGUCUGGGGGCGUUGAACCGCGUGCGAUAUCCUUAGUAGCAGCAGCAGCAGCAGCACUCCAACCACCGCUGCCACCCGAGCAGCAGCAGGCGCGUGACGGUCCCGUGAAGGGCGCUAGCACACCGGCCAGCCUGAAGAGGAUCACCAGGCGCCUGCUGCGGCCCCUCAUUCAAGUACAUCACUCGUUUCGACGGACGCGACGAGGGAAACAGGUCCCGGAGUGCUCGUCCAACGGUGCCGGGGCUGCGGCUGCUGUUUCCGCCAGUGAGAGGGAGCCGCCCCAAUUUGAAUCCCCUGUUGCUGAUGCUGGUCCACCAGCCCGCUGCCCCUCAUCGCCCGCUAGUGCGAGUGCCUGCACCAGCAGAAACGGCAUUAGCCCCAGCAGCCCCAGCACCAGCAGCGGCAGCUCGGGCGCUGUGCCGCCAUGCAGCUGCAGCAGCGUGGAUGCGCCCUUCACCUCGCGCACCCAGUGCCGCAUUGCAGUGCUGUGCUGCUCGCCAAGUGAGGGACUCGUCAGCCGGCUGGCAGUAGGCGCAGUAGCAGGCGCUGAGGCCGAUAUCGAUGCAGCCAGCGCUGCUGCGGGCGCUGCCAUUGCAACCACCGCCACCGACGGCGCUGGCGCUGCAGGCGACGGCCUGCCCUCCAUGCCUCACACCCCCCGAGGGCGAACGAUGUCACGUCCCCUAUCAUAA